AUGGCAGUCGCAACAUUACUUCCCGAGUCCUCAUUGGAUUCGGUGAAGCAAGCCGUGCGCUCAACCUCAACAUGCUGUAAUGCCACAGUGUUGUCCCUCCAAUCUCUUUUUCGCGGUUCACUGAAACCGGUCCCCGACGUCGAGAGCGAAUCUAUGAAAAAAACGAGUCGGAUGAAGAAGGCUGUGCCUGCAUCCUCAGUACGGAGUAGAGCGACAACUAAAACAAAGGUCUCAGCCAAGGGUGCAACAACAAUUGCUGCGAUCGAACAUGAUGCAGCGCGAUUGUCCUGUCAGGAAAAGGUUUCACUGGCAACAGAGAUCUUUAAUACAACAUUGAAGACACUUGCAGAUGCAUCAAAGUCAUCAGAACAUCGUGUACCGACUACGCCUCUUCACCCAGCUUCACCGAAUCGCGUUGCAAAACCGGCGAGCAGAUCGAAGACACCACAACGUGCACAGCUGAGUGCAGCCAACAUUGAUGGCGGCCUGCUCGCAGUCGCUGAGUGCGCUAGUUUGGCACUUGCCUGCUUGAGGAAUAUGAAAGCUGAACAGAGCGGCCAGGGAAACGGGCCGCUUAAUGUGCAACUCGAACAAGGCGCAUGUGUCUUAGCAGGGAGAUAUUUAUCACUGGGACUGAAUGACUUGGCCUACAAAGAACUACGGGGCCUUAAGAGGAGGAUUCAACAAUACUUGGAUAGCCAGGACAUCGGCAAAGACGCCACUAUCGGACGGAAGGACCAGCGAAGCGCGGAGGAAGAAGCUAUCAAGGAACGCAUGUCCGAUCUCAUAUCCUUUGAGAACCUGUCUCACGCUCGAUCUUUGCACAGCUUGAUUAUUACCUUCCAAUCGAACGCCCUUCGACUCAUAGCUGCGGAGAAACGAGCCCCGACAGUGCAAAAAGUCAUGGCUUCCUUGCAGUUGACAAAUCCAAGCAGCCCAGCGAAUCUGAUCACUGCAGCGGUUGAUUCGCAGACGAUGACACGGGACAAGGCGGCAUUGCAGCUUCAAUUGCUAUCUAACACGAUAAUGUCUAUGUGCUCCGCAACACAGAAGCCAAACAGUAGCAACGUCUCCAAAGAAUCACUGAGACCGAUAACGUCCUUGACCCUUCAGCUAUUAUCGCUUGAGAUUCGGUGCAUGAGUUGGAAAUUGUCCGGUCAUGUCUGCGACGAUGUGAAAGAGAUGUGGGAGCCGCUGGCGCGUUAUUUGGCGGCUUUCGUCAACCAUUUCAAAGGUAUCGAGAAGGCUGAAUUCGCUUCAACAUACAAAACAAUCGUCCGACUGCAGGUAGCUGUCGCUGCCUCACAAAAGCGAUCUCCACCGAAUUUGAGAAGCAAUCUUUCGGUAGCCCGGAUAGCAACCAUCCUCGGACAACUUGCUCAAGAAGCAGGCUGUUUCGAGGAGGCAUCGACCCUUUUCACGGAGGCUCUCAAUCCUUUGGCGGCCGAAAAUCUGCUUUCAUCAGCCACUGUACGAUGCAAACUCGCGGCACUUCACUUGCAGGCUUCGAAAAGCUCGACCAAAAUGCGUCAACCGAGCUUGUCCAUUUCUCUCUCUGAAGUUACUGCAGCCCUUGGUACUCCUCUAAGGGGGAAUGAGAAUGACUUAGAUGAGCUGCUAGUCGAAGCAGCGAAGCUGAAGAAGAUCGCAAUGGGCUGGUUAGGGGAGAAGGUGGCCAAAGAACAUGAUGCUACUGACGAGGAAAGGGAGAUUUUCUCAAAGAUUUGCGCAUAUUUGAACGGAUUUGUGAGGUUCCUAAGACGAUAUCUUGGGAAGAAACCUCAUGCAGAUGAGGACCAAAAGGACUUCGAGGUAUUUCACAAGCGGCUCGAAACUUGUAGAAGCAUCGUGCUGGCUGCGGUAGAUUCAGCUCUCGCAAUUGGGAAAUUGUCCGUCAUGUCGCAGAGCCCUUCUUGGGAGUCUCUGCUUUCAACAUUUUCCGACUGCCAACGCCUCCUGGUGGCGAUCGAAUGCACAGCGGAAGGGAAGCAGGAGCGAUCAGACGGGAACGAGAGUGGCAUGGGAUUUGUGAAACUGUCCAAUCUGUUCUGGUCUCGGUAUAUCAAGGACAAGGAGUCCGGGAAAGGCUAUCGCGAGCUCAUGCAUGCUUUGAGACAAUCGAUCAACUUUCUCUCGAAUUGCUCGCCGGCUCAACGAAGAGCAGGAUUCGCAGCAUUAAAGUACGAAAGACUCGCUCAUUUAUACCUCGAAGCGAACAUGGGCGUUGAAUCUGCAGAAGCAUUCAGAGAUUCGCUCAACGAGCAUAUUAGUACAGGGGUCUUAGAGCAACUCCUAUCGAAUACCGUCAGGGUCCCUCCGCACCGGGCCUGUCAAGACCCGAAGAGCAACAGCUUUACUUUCAACCGCAUACUUUCUGCAUUUUUGAGGAUGAAUUUGCGUCGCCGGGAUUUGAUCCAUGUCAAGUUCUUCGAUUGCUAUACCGUUGAGUCCUUACAGAGGGGCCUUCUUCUGGAAUGGCAGCUCGGUAUUCUGAGCGAAUUACCAUCUCAGGCUCAUAAUGACGAGGGCUUCCGUUCGGCCUUUGAUACGCUACUUAAUGCAAUCUUGGAAGUAUACUCUCCUGAAUCGCGGCCAAUCCGUCGUCUACGGGUCAUCUUGAUGGGGUUGCGCUUCUCCUUGGAGCACUCAGGUUCACUAGAAUUGCCAACUAUCCAUCGACUUGUCGAGGAAAGCGUCAAAUGUCUCGACAACGCUUUAGAAGUUGGCAGUGAUACUGAUAUGGAACUCUACGCGACACACUUGAAGAAUUCAGUUUGUCUCACCCUAGGUCUUCAUGAGGGCGACCUACGCUCAGACAAAUUGAACCGGAUACUAUGCUCGUGGAGUGCAAUGAUGCUCAAAUGUCCAGACAAAGACACCCUUUUUUCGUGCGUUGACGAUGUGGACUAUUACCUUCUCCAGGUCAAAGCCAUUGUAGAUUACACGGAGAUUUACGGACUCUGGAAACUCCAGCUCAUCGCUCUUGAGCUGGUCCUACGCAUCACGGAGGUCCAAGGGUCGAGAGAUUUUUCUGAAGCCAUCAUCAUAUUGUCACGUUUGGUUUUGCAGUAUUGUCGCUUAGGACACUGCAAGAAGGCUGAAGCUCUUCUUGCGCGCGCGGAUCGAUAUCAGAACGAGAAUGGAGUCUCUUGCCUGGCAACUUUAUCAUACCGACUUGCUCAAGUGGAAUACCUACUCGAGACUGGAGAACCGGAGAAGGCAGCAGGCAUUCUUUCGACGUCAAGGCUUCUGUACGAAAAGAAUCACAAGAAGGAGGACCUGAUCAACGGCUCUAUUUUAUCCAAGAUAGCAUGGGAAAGAUUGGUGGCGGAUGCAGUUCUCAUGAGUUCGCGGCUUUCGUUCGCCCAAGGCUCUGUGACGCAGGCUCUUUUCUUUGCCAAGUUAUGCGUCAAAUUGAACUGCCGGGUCUGGGCGAAGGUCGAAAGGAUAUCCCAAAGGAAGCAGGAAAAAUCGCUGCCUGCAAGCCGCAGCUCCGAUCUUGAGAAUGUUGUUGAUGGAGUGGCAAGGCUCGAUGUUUCCCAGUCGGUCUCAACGACAAAUCAUACCGUCAGUUACUCUCAGGGAGCUCCGUUUUGGCCCCAUGUUGGCUCGCAUCAUACUGCUCUCUUGAAUCUUGCAUAUUUUUCUGCCCAUUAUGGGCUGUUUCAGGACGCUGUCUACUACGGGGAGCAAGCCCUCAAGAUCAACAGGACACUUAAUGCGAACGUCCGCUUGAUUGCCUCCCAAGCUCAGCUAGGCUCCUAUUGGAUCUUUGGUGGGCGUCUCUCUGAAGGCCAAGAGCUUCUAGCAGCUGCAGAACAACUGUCUAAAAAAUUGGAAAGCAGUGUUGAGCUCGCUUCGCUGCAGAUGAGCAUUGCCUCUCUGCACAGAUUGCAGGGCAACUACCACGACGAAUGGCAAGCUCUCCUAAGGGCGGACCGGAUAAUGGCCGACGUGAUAGCCCUGGAGACAGCCGAACCACUUCCUCUACAGUCGACAAUGUCUGAGCUGGAAGAUGGAAUGGACAAACUACGGAUUCGGGGGAGUACCAGGAGAACACAACCAACUACAACAACAGCCCGGAGAACUCGUGCGACUACUGUAUCCUCAAGGACAGCGCCGAAGCUGUCGACUGGCAAACCGGACGCAAAUGGAACAAUGUCGCAGUCUGUCUCGCACCUUAGAAGUGGCAUUCUCCAACAGCAGGCAGCAUGUUCGCGUGCGCUAAGAGAGUUUGAGAAAGCCUCGCGUCUGUUGACUGACGCGCGGAAGUUUGCUACAUCUCGAGACAGUCAAAUAGCGUUGCACCUGAAAGAAAGUGAACAUUACCUUGCUGAGGCCAUACGGCAAUUCGCGUCGCAUGCGGUCUACUGUGUUCUGCCAGAAUCGACAAUAUCCCUUCCUGCUUUACAAUCGCCGAGGAAGGUAACCAGCGAGACGACUUCUUCCACUAAACAGUCCACUACACGUAAGUCACGAGCACCUGCCAGAGGAACGCGGUCCAAACACGCGAAAGCAAGCGAAGAUUUCACCGAUAUUUUGUCCAAGGCUGGUGAUUGUCUGAACAACGUAUUUUCGGCUGCGACGGCUCUGGGAUCAACUUUGGACAGCCAUAUGGCGUCCCGGCUGAUGAGUCAUAUUUCAAUGUUGUCCCAUACGACUGCGCCUGGGAGUCCAAUGCCAUGGUCUCAACCGCCAGCGAAUGUGAAUGAAAUUGGCCGCAUCGGCGCCUUUACGCGCGAGCGAAUCGCUAUUGGUAUUGACAAGCAACUCUCGGACUUCACUGAUCCGCUUCUUUGGCCAGCUCAGUGCUCUACAGCAGAACCAGAGGCAGACUUAUGCAGCGCCUUUACUGAAGAAUAUAUAGAUAUUCUUCCCUCUAAGUGGAAUGUACUUUCCUUGUCCCUCAGCGCCGACUGUACGGAAUUCAUUAUCUCUCGGCUACGCAAGGAUCACUCGCCCUUCCUCCUUCGACUUCCUUUGAAGAGAGGAAAUGCCGAAGACGACGAGGAUCAGUUCACAUUCGAUGACGGAAGAGGAGAGAUGCAGGAAAUUAUCAAGCUGGCAAACGAAAGUGCGCAUGCAGCGAAGUUGCAGAAGGACCGACACUCCAAGAAGGAGUGGUGGAGAAACCGCGAGGCGCUGGACCAGCGCCUGCAGAACUUGCUGCAGAACAUUGAGAACGUCUGGUUUGGUGGUUUCCGGGGAAUCUUCUCACCGAUGGCUCACGAAGAGGCUGCCCUCUCGCGGUUCGCAACGUCGUUUCAGAAUAUCCUAGACAAGCACCUCCCUUCCAGACAAAAAGGCGGCCGUGCCGCAACUCCGAGGCUGUCAUUACAUCGCAAUGUCUUGGAGUUGUUCGUUGGCGUCCAGGACCUAGAAGGCCAGGAAGACCCUGAGGAGACAUUGAUGGAUCUUUUGUACUUUGUGGUCGACAUCUUGCAAUUUCAGGGGGAACGCAAUGCAUAUGACGAAAUCGACUUUGAUAUGAUGGUGGUCGAGACGCUUGAUGCUGUGCGAGGCUACCAUGAAGCGGCAAGCCGCUUACGAGAACGACAGCAACCGCAUCAUACUGUCUUGGUCCUAGAUAAGGCACUACACCUGUUCCCGUGGGAAUCACUUCCAUGUUUGCAAGGAUUGCCAGUAUCGCGUGUCCCAUCCUUGGAAUGUCUGCGUGAGCGGAUACUCCACUUUGAGAACAGCAAAGUAAAGGGCAGCGACUGCCGAUUUGCUAUUGACCGUGGAAGUGGUACAUAUAUUCUCAACCCUACAGGAGAUCUUCAGACAACACAAACCACUUUCGAGGCGGAUCUUGGCCGCUUGGAUUCUUGGACGGGGAUCGCCAAGCGAGAGCCGACCGAAGAGGAGUUCAAAGAUGGCUUGGAAUCCAAGAGCCUAUUUUUGUAUUUUGGCCAUGGGAGUGGCGCACAGUAUAUCCGUGGAAGGACCAUCAAACGUCUGGACCGAUGUGCAGUUACAUUCCUCAUGGGAUGUAGCAGUGGCACACUGACCGAAGCGGGCGAAUACGAGCCAUACGGGACCCCAAUGAAUUACUUGCAUGCAGGCUGUCCCGCCCUCGUCGCGACCCUGUGGGAUGUGACAGACAAAGAUAUUGAUCGCUUCGCCAAGUCUACGUUCGAGAAAUGGGGACUUAUCGGAGAACGGGAUACCAGGGACCAAAGAACGACGCUUCCGAGUAAGGGAAGGUCCCGAUCGGCUAAAACGAGCGGCACUGAAUCUUCGGACCCAGUGACGCUGGAUGAAGCAGUAUCCAAGUCACGAAGUGCCUGUGUGUUGAAGUACCUGAAUGGCGCGGCGCCCGUCAUCUACGGCAUUCCUUCGGUGUUUUUGGAAUAG
This is a messenger RNA of Aspergillus thermomutatus, 6357 nucleotides long. RefSeq names its product C50 family peptidase. Gene Ontology annotation, molecular function: protein binding; cysteine-type endopeptidase activity. Gene Ontology annotation, biological process: meiotic chromosome separation; proteolysis. The transcript has 2 exons. Gene Ontology annotation, cellular component: nucleus; mitotic spindle pole body; cytoplasm. The record is from RefSeq and is a predicted model, not a curated record. The coding region runs from base 1 to 6357 and encodes 2118 amino acids. NCBI's taxonomy places the organism in Eukaryota, Fungi, Ascomycota, Eurotiomycetes, Eurotiales, Aspergillaceae.